AUGGCGAACUGUGGCCAGGGCCAGAAAGUGCAGAAGGUAAUGGUGCAGCCCAUCUCCAAAUACUUGCAAAACAGAUUUCGGAUCCAGGUGUGGCUUUAUAAGCAAGUGAAUAUGCAGGCAAAUGGCUGUAUCAUUAGUUUUGAUGAGUACAUGAACCUCGUAUUGGAUGAUGCAAAAGAGAAUCAUUCUAAAACAAAGUCAAGAAAACAACUAGGUCAGAUCAUGCUAAAAUGA
Messenger RNA from Pteronotus mesoamericanus, 234 nucleotides. RefSeq names its product small nuclear ribonucleoprotein E-like. The transcript has a single exon. Gene Ontology annotation, molecular function: RNA binding. Bases 1 to 234 code for a protein of 77 amino acids. Gene Ontology annotation, cellular component: U4/U6 x U5 tri-snRNP complex; pICln-Sm protein complex; U1 snRNP. Gene Ontology annotation, biological process: mRNA splicing, via spliceosome; spliceosomal snRNP assembly. The record is from RefSeq and is a predicted model, not a curated record. Lineage: Eukaryota; Metazoa; Chordata; Mammalia; Chiroptera; Mormoopidae.